Molecule: messenger RNA, 1179 nt
Organism: Rhododendron vialii
Lineage: Eukaryota; Viridiplantae; Streptophyta; Magnoliopsida; Ericales; Ericaceae
Exons: 11
Coding region: 337-1179 (280 amino acids)
Biological process (GO): protein desumoylation
Cellular component (GO): nucleus
Molecular function (GO): deSUMOylase activity
Source: RefSeq, a predicted model, not a curated record
GAGGAGGAAGGGGAGGUGGGGGGGACAUCCAAAAUCAUGGAUGGGUCGGCGUCCUGUAAGCAAAAGUAGGAAGCGGUGGCGAUCUCAACUGAUCCCACAAAGAGAAAACAUCGAAGAAACGUGAAGCCGAGCCCAUCUAUUAAAUCUCCUUUUGUUGCACAACCCUUUGUCAAGACAACAAAAUUAAAGGAAGAAGAAGAAUCAGUCAUUAACUAUCUUAUUAGGGGACCGACAAAUGAUUUAAGCGAGGUGUUGAUCCGUAUUGAAGGGGCAAAGUGGCCUCUUACUCACAAGGAAGUUGCUCAAUCGUUUAAACCGAGGGGCCUUGUGUGUAAUAUGGUUAUGUACACUUUUACGGAUUGGCGAAUGCUGAAGGAAAGAGCCCAUGCGACCAAGGCUCAUCCAUCACGUCACAUUUUCUCUCCAGCCUUUGCGUCCAAUCUACUUGCAACUGAAAGUGACAAGUACAGCAAUGUAUUGCGGGAUGAUUGCGACCCUGAUAAACUAGGUUAUGACGUGUUAAAAUGUGACAUGCUUUUCUUGCCUGUGCUUGAAAGUGAACAUUGGUUUUGCUUGUGCAUAUCCCUUGUUGAGUCACGCGUUUAUAUUCUUGACUCAAUGAAGCACGCGGGACAAAACUUGGAUCAAUUGGAGCAAGUUAACAUUUUACAAAAGAAUCUAUUUGCACUCCUGAAGAAGAGACGUACGCGAAGUUCACGAAAAGAUUCCCGCAUAUUUGAAGUUGAAUAUGCGGAUGUGCCACAACAGACAAACUUGUACGUGGACCGUUGGGAUGGUCGAACUUAUCCUUCGACUGAACUUCAAGGAGGUCAUAUUCCAACCAUUCUUAAUGAUAUAAUUGUUUGUAACUCUACAUGGACUCUCGAAGAUGUAUCAUUUAGCCUUGUCAAUAUUUCAUUGUUGGAGAUUAUGGGUGAUUUUAUGGGUUCGUGGGUUCCUUAUUGUUCGUGGGUUCCUGAUUUGCUACCCAAACGGAGACUGGGUACUUCUCCUUUGUCAGUUAGCUGUUUGCUAUUGUAUUGUGUUGUUGUUCUGGCUGCUGUAAUGAAUAGUAACUGCCUGUUAUCUGCUCUUGCUGCUACUGUAUUGUGUUGCUGUUUUGUGUAUCCUGCUACUGCUGUUUCUGCUGCUAUAUCAGUCCGGCAGAAUAUAACGUAA